AAUUCUUUAAAUUUUCUUAAUUGACAUCACAUCAUAUUUGAAUAAAAUAAAUAAAUGGUUGGGUAAUCAAAAUCACAAAUUGGUGACAAAUUCCAUCACUAUGCAUAUUAUUUUCAUUUCCCCCUUUAUAAUCUUCCCUUCAUGCCAUCAUCAUUUCUCCAACUUCAACACAAAAACAUAAUGAAGAACAUCAUGAAUGGCGGCAGCAACACAAAGCUAAUCCUUCUCCAUCCCUACAUCCAAAAACAAAGCACCCCCAAUCGCCUUUGGAUCUUGUCUUUCAUCUCUAUCUUCACCAUCAUCUUCCUCAUCACUUUCAUUUACAGUCGAGAAUCCACAGCCACUACAUUCACAUCGGCCGCCUCCGCCUCGCCAGCCAUUCCCAAGACGGUUAUAAAGGCCCUCCUCCAUUACGCAUCAAAUUCGAACAACACAGACAGAAUGUCAGCAUCCGACAUUAAACCUAUUGCUGACACCCUCCGAAACUGCCCUAAUUCUCCAUGCAAUUUCCUAAUUUUCGGUUUAACCCACGAAACCCUCCUAUGGAAAGCGAUGAAUCACUUAGGUCGGACUGUCUUCAUCGACGAGAACCGCUACUACGCAGCCUACUUCGAGGAAAAGCACCCGGAGCUUGAGAUCUACGAUGUGCAGUACACCACCAAGAUGAGCGAGAUGAAGGAGGUGGUGGCUUCCGCCAAGGAUGCUGCCAGGAACGAGUGCCGUCCAGUGCAGAAUUUGCUCUUUUCUGAUUGUAAGUUGGGACUAAACGAUUUACCCAAUGGGCUCUAUGAGGUGGAUUGGGAUAUAAUCUUGGUUGAUGGUCCUAGAGGGUAUUGGCCAGAAGGGCCAGGUAGGAUGAUGUCUAUAUUCACUGCAGGUGUGCUGGCUAGGAGCAAGAAGAAGGGAGGUUUGGGAAGAACACAUGUGUUUGUUCAUGAUUAUAAUAGAGAAGUUGAGAAAUUCACAACCGACGAGUUCUUGUGCAGAGAUAAUCUCGUGACCAAGCCUAAAGACAUGCUUGGACAUUUCGUACUAGAGAGAAUGGACGAGGGAAGUUUCGAAUUCUGCAAAAAUCAUUCAUCGGGUGGUUCUUCUGCCUCUUCUCCGAGUUCAACUCCAUUUUCUUGAUAAAAAUAGGAUAU
Impatiens glandulifera is the source of this 1142-nucleotide messenger RNA. Its product is annotated as protein IRX15-LIKE-like. Gene Ontology annotation, biological process: xylan biosynthetic process. The transcript has a single exon. Lineage: Eukaryota; Viridiplantae; Streptophyta; Magnoliopsida; Ericales; Balsaminaceae. The coding region runs from base 142 to 1128 and encodes 328 amino acids. The record is from RefSeq and is a predicted model, not a curated record.